AUGUUUGACACCUCUCCCUCCUCCCCGCCGUCGCCUCUCCCUCCUCCCCGCGUCGCCUCUCCCUCCUCCCCGCCGUCGCCUCUCCCUCCUCCCCGCCGUCGCCUCUCCCUCCUCCCCGCCGUCGCCUCUCCCUCCUCCCCGCCGUCGCCGCUCCCUCCUCCCCGCCGUCGCCUCUCCCUCCUCCCCGCCAUCGCCUCUCCCUCCUCCCCGCCGCCGCCUCUCCCUCCUCCCCGCCGCCGCCUCUCUCUCCUCCUCGCCGCCGCCUCUCCCUCCUCCCCGCCGUCGCCUCUCCCUCCUCCCCGCCGUCGCCGCUCCAUCCUCCCCGCCGUCGCCGCUCCAUCCUCCCCGCCGUCGCCGCUCCUUCCUCCCCGCCGUCGCCUCUCCCUCCUCCCCGCCGUCCCCUCUCCCUCCACGCGGUUGCCUCUCCCUCCUCCCCGCCGUCGCCGCUCCCUCCUCCCCGCCGUCGCCUCUCCCUCCUCCCCGCCGUCGCCUCUUCCUCCUCCCCGCCGUCGCUUCCGGCGACAGUGCGUGUUAGAGCCCGUGAGAGCGAGCGCGCCUGAGAGAGCGUGCGAGGGAGCGCGUGAGUGA
Molecule: messenger RNA, 588 nt
Organism: Closterium sp. Naga37s-1
Lineage: Eukaryota; Viridiplantae; Streptophyta; Zygnematophyceae; Desmidiales; Closteriaceae
Source: the annotation of a GenBank genome assembly